Molecule: messenger RNA, 315 nt
Organism: Rangifer tarandus platyrhynchus (Svalbard reindeer)
Lineage: Eukaryota; Metazoa; Chordata; Mammalia; Artiodactyla; Cervidae
Source: the annotation of a GenBank genome assembly
AUGUUCUGCCUCAGACCCUCAGAUUACUUCCACUUUGCAGAGAAGAGUCUCAUGGCAGCUUCACUGUGUUGCUUGUGCCCGUUUUCUGCUCAAGCCAGCAGAGACGAGCCCCGGAGGGCUGGCGGAGCCCCGGAGGUGGGGGCCCUGGGGCAGUGGGCCCAGCCCCUCCCUGGACUCAGGCCACACCCCAGUGCAGAGGCCCCAGCAGGCUGCCAGAACACCCACCCACCCCCCGCGACUCACCCCAGGCACAGUGACGCAGGAGACGGACAGCAGAAGGGCCGGAAGCCCAGACUCUAUUUGUCUAAGAUAUAA